AAUGCAUUGAAGAUGCAAGUGAAAUGAGAGGUUGAGAUUGAAAAUUUGGGUCUUAUCACGAAAGUGAACUAUCGCAAAUUAGGAAUCAAGGUCAACAAUUUUGAUUACAAAUUAACAAAUUCAGGUGGUGAGAGUGUUUAUUAAAUAUAUAGUAUAUAAAAUACUUAGAGACGGACAAGUAGUCUCAGCAGCAUAGGCCCAAGCGUGGCGCCAGCUCAGUUUAGCGCCAUUAGGAGGACGCGCUUUCUACCUACAAUUUUGAUGAGUGUGUUAGCAUUGGAUCGUCGUUGAGCGUUUUGAUUCUGGUGCCUGUCGCUUCCGCCAUGCAAGGUGGUUCAUCAGGCAUUGGCUACGGCCUCAAAUACCAGGCUCGAUGCAUUGCCGAUGUCAAAGCAGAUACUGAUCACACCAGCUUCAUAACCGGCACCCUCAGCCUCAAAGAUGAAAAUGAGGUGCAUUUGAUUCGGCUUUCAUCGAGUGGAUCCGAACUCAUAUGCGAAGGUUUGUUUUCUCACCCCAAUGAGAUCUGGGACCUGGCGUCUUGCCCCUUCGACCAGCGCAUUUUCUCUACCGUCUUCUCCAAUGGUGAAAACUUUGGGGCAGCAAUAUGGCAAAUCCCUGAGUUAUACGGUGAAUUGAAUUCUCCUCAGUUGGAACGGGUGACAUCACUUGAUGAACAUGCUAGUAAGAUCAAUUGCGUUCUUUGGUGGCCAUCUGGAAGGCAUGAUAAGUUGAUCAGCAUUGAUGAGGAAAAUAUUUUACUAUGGAGCUUGGAUUGUUCAAGAAAAGCUGCUCAGGUACAAUCAAAGGAGUCCGCUGGGAUGCUUCAUUAUUUGUCUGGAGGGACGUGGGAUCCACAUGAUUCAAAUGCUAUUGCAGCAACUAGUGAAUCAUCCAUUCAAUUUUGGGAUUUAAGAACAAUGAAGAAGUCAGACUCGAUUGCAUGCUCUGCGUAUGUUCGCAAUGUGGAUUACAACCCCAAAAAGAAGCAUUUACUUGUAACUGCUGAGGAUGAAACUGGAAUAUCUAUCUGGGACCUUAGAAGGCCACAAGUCCCGAUCCAACAACUUCCUGGGCAUACCCACUGGACAUCUGCUGUUCGUUGUAAUCCUGAAUACGAUGGGCUAAUUUUGAGUGCUGGUACUGAUUCUGCUGUCAACUUAUGGUUGGCAUCCAUGUCUGAUGAUGAACUAAAAUCUGAAAGGAAGGUCGAUUCAUCUCCACGGCAAGGUGAUCCAUUAUUGCAUUCUUACAGCGACUACGAAGACAGUGUUUAUGGCCUUGCUUGGAGCUUUCGUGAGCCUUGGAUCUUCGCAUCACUGUCCUACGAUGGGAGGGUUGUUGUUGAAUCAGUGAAGCCUUUUCUCUCAAGAUAAUGGAGUUCAUUUUAGAUCUUUCUCAAUAUCGAUUGCUUCCUCAGUCUGAUUCAGAGUUUCUCAUUACGGCAACUGGACUUGCUAUAACCUUCUCUCAAAGCUUAUCUCUCUUCCAUCAGCGAGACUAAUUGUUACUGAACGAAGCCUCACUCGUCUUUUCCACAUCAGCGACGAGAUUGAGAGCGUGAGGACUUGUCCAGUAACAGAGAAAGAGAACUACUAGGGAAUACUUUUAUUGUACUGAGAAUAUCAUAGCUGUUAUGAACUACCAAGUCACAUCUUCUUCUAUCAUGUAUUGUUUUGUUGUGUUGAACUUGCUCAACAACUAACGCACAUAGAUUAAACUUUCAACUAGAAAAGAAAAAUAACGUUAUACAUUUUGAUUUCCUCUUGCUUUGGAUGCCUAUGUUGUUAGGCGCAAGCACAGCUGGGAAACAAGAACAUCCAACCA
Cucumis melo (muskmelon) is the source of this 1827-nucleotide messenger RNA. RefSeq names its product WD repeat-containing protein DWA2-like. Gene Ontology annotation, biological process: protein ubiquitination. The record is from RefSeq and is a predicted model, not a curated record. The transcript is spliced from 13 exons. Gene Ontology annotation, molecular function: protein binding. Lineage: Eukaryota; Viridiplantae; Streptophyta; Magnoliopsida; Cucurbitales; Cucurbitaceae. The coding region runs from base 324 to 1376 and encodes 350 amino acids.